CUGCAGCAGCAUAAAAAUGCUGACACAAUGGUGGCUUUGAUGAAGGUUUAUGAAGAAGAAGACGAAGCUUAUCAGGAUUUGGUCACCAUGGCAACACAGUUCUACCAGUAUUUACUGCAGCCCUUCAGAGACAUGCGAGAGCUGGCGACGCUGUACAAGCUGGAAAUCCUGAAAUCUUUGCAAUAUGAUAAUCUGGGGCCUAAAAGAGUAGCAGCUUUGCAGAAAGAUGCUGAAGAGUGGACUAAGCGAGCUGAGAAUGCUGUGUGCUCCAUUCAGGAUAUCACUGUGAAGUACUUCAAGGAAACUGUAAAGGCUCUGGCAGCAAUGCACAAACAGAUGGAACAAGAUCAGGAAAGGUUUGGUAGAACCACCUGGGCAUCAGCUUUGCCACGACUAGAAAACCUGAAAUGUAUGUUAGCUAAAGAAACCCUGCAACAUCUGAGGGCAAGAGAGUUGUGCCUGAAACAGAAGAGAGCUGUCAUUCAGAAGAACAUGGAGGAUCUCAGUGAACAAGAGGAGAACUUAACUGUAGUGGAGGAGCUGGAAAUACAGUAUUAUGAGACGCAGCUGGAAUUAUAUAAUGUACAGCUUGAAGUAUUGAAACAUGAAGAAAUGCUGCUUAUUGUACAGUUGGACACUUUAAAGAGGCAGAUUAAAGAGAAACAGGAUGAAGUUGUUUACUAUGAUACAUGUGAAAGUCCUGAGGAGCUCAAGGUCAUUGAACAGACCAUGGGACAACAUUACGCUAACUUGUCAGAAAUGACGAUGCUGAGGCAGAAGACUAAGCAGUUGGAGACAAAGCGUGGGACUGUCUGUGCGAGGAGAGCCUACCUCAGGAACAAAAAAGAUCAGUGUGAAUCCAGCCAUCGGCAGAGACUGCAGCAGGCAGAAGAGAGCAAAAAACGCUUCCAGCAGCAUCACAGCAUACAGAUAAAGAGAGACAAGCAAAAAGAGGAGGAGAAAAAGAAAAAAGCUUGGAUAAGCCAGGAACGUCAGAAAACACUGGAGAGGCUGAAAACAUUCAGGGAGAAGUGUCCAGCUCACGUUGUCCUGAAGACGUCUCGUGGCCAGGCUCUCGGUGCCCGGGUGCCACGGAGCAUGGCUCAGCAGGCUGCAGCCCCCGCCCCGCCGCCGAGCGCCAGGGCAGCUCCGCAGCAGCCACACAGCAUCCUGAGGGUGGACGCCGAGGAAUCAGACGCCUCACAUCAGAAUGCCCCAGCAGACACCCCCGUCCAGGUGUUUGUUACUGACGGUGGCACAGAGCAGAAACGGCACAGGGAGGGAUUGGUGGUCCCUCCAUCCUCACCACCACCUCCUCCUCCUCCUCCUCCUCCACCGCCUCCCCCCCCAGCUCCACCCCUACCUCUCCUGUUAAAGCCACCAGCAGCAGCAGAGGAUAAGCCACUUCCCCUUAGCUCCAGGAGCCCCACAGAAAGCCCUGUGCUGCACAAACAGGAUGACUCAUCCAGGAGGCCUAUAAAUAAUUACAUAGGUUCCAUGGAUGAGGUUUUGGCUUCUCUAAAACGUGGUGAAGUUCAGCUUCGCAAAGUGGAGCAGCCGAACCCGUACGCCUCUGUGAAAGACAACAUCCUCUCUGCCAUCAGGCAAGGAGUCAAGCUAAGAAAAGUGAGUCGAGAGCCUGAGAAAGAUGUCGGUAAAGGCUCCACCAGUGAGCUAGAGAGAAGCAUUAAGGCAGUCAUCCAGAGAAUUAAGAAGGUGUCUGCUGACUCUGAAGAAGAGGAGAACAAUGAUCAGAGCAAUGGCGAGUGGGACAGCUGA
This is a messenger RNA of Merops nubicus (carmine bee-eater), 1779 nucleotides long. RefSeq names its product WAS protein homolog associated with actin, golgi membranes and microtubules (gene WHAMM). Gene Ontology annotation, molecular function: actin binding; Arp2/3 complex binding. The transcript is spliced from 9 exons. The record is from RefSeq and is a predicted model, not a curated record. Gene Ontology annotation, biological process: endoplasmic reticulum to Golgi vesicle-mediated transport; Arp2/3 complex-mediated actin nucleation. The coding region runs from base 28 to 1779 and encodes 583 amino acids. Gene Ontology annotation, cellular component: cytoplasm; endoplasmic reticulum-Golgi intermediate compartment membrane. Lineage: Eukaryota; Metazoa; Chordata; Aves; Coraciiformes; Meropidae.